AUGGCAACUGAAAGAAUUUCUUCUUUCUUUCUUUUUAUAUGCCGUGUCCGUUCAGGACUUGUUUUUCCGUCGGUCGCCAUUACGACUUACCCGCUAUCAUUUUACUCUGAUGAGAUAUUUAUAAAUCGUUGGCUUGAUGCAUCUAUCUUUUCUUCUUCGUUCUUUCUGAUAUCUUCUUCCAACUUUUGCAUCUUCUUUUUGGUUUCGUUUUCACCUUCUUUUUCCUUCACUUUGUAUUUAUCUUUGUUUUUUUGUUUUUUUUCAGUGUCUUUUAUUUUUCUUUCAGUCUUUUACGUCUUCUUUUUCGCUUUCCUUUUCCCUCACUUUCUCUUUUUCUUUGUUUCCUUCAACGAUUUUUUUUGUCUUUCAGUCUUUUACUUCUUUUCACCUUCAUUUUGUCUUUAUUUUUUUUUAUCUCCUUUUUUCAUUUAUUUUCUUUUUCGUUCUUUUGAACACUUUCUACUUCUUCUUUUUCGAUAUUUUCUUUCUUUCUUUCUUUCGUUUUCUUUAUCUUAUCGGUUCUUGCUUUCUUUCUUUUCCGUUUUCUUUAUUCACCUUUUGGCAUUUUUAUUUCCGUUUUUCUACGUUUUUGUUCAUUAUUUUCUUCUUUAUUCAUUUUUCUUUAUUGCAUUUUCUACUUCUUUUAUAAUUUUUCUUUUUUUUUUUUUUUUGAUCUUGUUCUUUUUUAUUUCUGCAUCUUUUUUCCUCGGUUCUUUUGUUUGUUCGUGCUUCUUUAUUCUAUGUUAUUUUUCCUUUUCUUUUUUCUGUGUUACUUUUUUGUUUUUGUUUCUUUUUUCUAUGUUGUUGUUUUUCGUUUAUUGUUUUUUCUUUCUGUUGCUUUUUUUUUUUGUAUAUUAUUUUUCUUCCACUUUUUUGUUAUUUUUAUUUUUAUUUGUUAUUUUUUGUUUCUGCUCCUUUUUUAUAGUUUAUUCUUUUCCUUCCGCAACUUUUUCUAGCUUAUUCUUUAUUUUUUUCUGCUUCUCUUUUCAUAACUUUUCUUCAUCUUCCAUCCUUAAUGUUUUUAGUUUUAAUUUCUAUAUUUCCUCUUCUAUUUUUCUUUAUUUUUUUCAUUUCUUUAUCGUCUCUUUUCUUUUGUUAUUUUUGUUCAUUUUCCUUUUCUUUAAUUUUCUUCUUCUUUACCUUCUCCCCUGUUGCGCUUUCUUUUUUUUCAUCCUUUUUUUUUAUUUUCAUCAUCUUUUCAUUUUUUUCUUCGUUUCAUAUGUUUCCUUUUCUCAUUUUCUACCUUUUUCGUCUUUUCUUCUUUUUUUUUCUGACACAGUUUUCUUUUUUCAUUUUCUCUUUUCUUUCCCCCAUCUUUUGCCUCAAUUCCUUUUUUCGACAUCCGCUUUUCUCUUCUUUUAUUUCCAUUAUUUCUUUCCUUUUUAUCUUUAUCAUUUUUUAUUUUUGCUUUCACUGUUUUUUUCGUUCUUUUAUCUUUUUCUCUUCCGCAUUUUGUUGGCCAUUUUCUUUUUUUACACGUCUUCUUUUUCUCUAUUUUCUUUCUUGCAUUAUUCUCUUUUCCUUCUUUUGCGCCUUUUUUUCUUCAUUCCUUCCCGCCUUCUUUUUUUAUUCACUUACCUCUCUUUUGCGGCUUUUUUUCACUAUGUUUUUUCAUUUUCUAUUUUUCUUCUUCUUCCUUUUCUUUUUCUGUUAUUAUCUGUUAAUAAGAGUUUAUUAUUAUUAUUAUUAUUAUUAUUAUUCGGAUUCUUUUUACCUUUUCUCUUCACUUUUACCAUGUUGCUCUUCCUUUUUACGCUUUUCUCCCCGGCCUUCUACUAUUACUCUCUCUCUCUCUCUCUCUAUUUCCCCUCUCUUCUCUCUCUCCAUUUCUUUUUAUUUUCCUUCUUAUCCACCUCGUCUUUCCGCGCAUUUUUUCCUUCUACAUUUUCAUGGCGCCUGCUCAUCUCUUUCAUCUUGUCUUCUUUUGUCACGACAUCUUAG
Messenger RNA from Acanthosepion pharaonis, 1941 nucleotides. Lineage: Eukaryota; Metazoa; Mollusca; Cephalopoda; Sepiida; Sepiidae. The record is from the annotation of a GenBank genome assembly.